AUGGAUGAUAGAGUUCUUUUGAAGGUGUAUUAUUUUGGUCAGAUUUUGUUGCAGACACUUGAAAGAGUAAAAUUUGUUUGUGAAGAUCCAUUAGAUGUUGUUAUUCCCUUCACAAUUUCAUUUGAAGAGCUUAAAGGAGUGAUUUGUGAGAAGAUAGAUUCGGAGAUGUCAAGAAAAAUAUCAUGUAUUUUAUACAGAUAUCCUGUACCAGUAUUUGGUGGAUUCGUCCAAUUUCAGACCAAGUAUGUAACCGACGAAGCUAGCAUGCAAGAGAUGUUUUCAAUGUACAUUAAAAGUCGUGCUCAAAUUUUCUUCAUCGAGUUGUACGUUGAAUUCGAACAAUCUGAGACCGACCGAAAUAUUUUACGAGAAGACUACAAUAGUGACAGUGAGGAAGAGUUUGAAAGCAAUUACGAAGUUGUCGGUGAAGAUGGAGAUGUAAAUCCAGCCGACGGCGGUGUGGCUCCGAAUGUGGCAGACGUUGCAAAUGCAUUCGCGAACGAAGAGCCAUUUGAGGAGCCAUCUUUCAUGCGAGUUUUGGAUUUGGAAGCCAUGCAUGCUCCGGAGUUUCCAGACUAUAUGAGUGCAGAAGUUCCUUUUGUCGCAGAUGGUGAGUUCGCCGUGGGGAUGGAAUUCAGUUCCAGGGAAGCUGUUAUUAAGGCGAUGAAGGAGUAUACCUUCCGAAGAUCUGUAGACUACCAUGUGUAUGAGUCGAAACCGUUGACAUUUUAUGCGAAGUGUACACAGUACGGGUCAGGGUGUGAUUGGCUUAUCAGAGUUAGCAUGAUCAGCAGAAAGCACUGUUGGGUUAUUAGGAGGUACAAUGGUAGUCACACUUGUACCAGAGCAACCAUCUCUCAGGAUCAUUCCAAGCUGGAUUCAAAUACGAUUGCCGAAGCCAUAAAGCCGUUGGUUGAGGCUGACCCCUCUUUAAAGGUAAAAUCAGUUAUUGCAGAAGUGCAAUCGAAGUUCAACUACACGGUCAGCUAUCAAAAAGUAUGGUUGGCAAAACAGAAGUCCAUUGAGAAGAUAUUUGGAGGUUGGGAAGCAUCGUACAAAGCGUUGCACAUAUGGUUCGAGGCCAUGUGUCAUAAGGAACCAUCAGCUGUCGUACAUUUUGAGAUUAUGCCUGCAUAUCAAGGGGAUGAUUUGGUAACUGAUAUCCGGGUAUUGCAUCGAGUAUUUUGGAGCUAUUACCCAUGCAUUAGAGCAUUCAGACACUGUAAUCCAGUUGUCCAGGUGGACGGGACUCACUUGUACGGAAAGUACAAGGGUUGCUUGUUAGUGGCCAUUUCGCAGGAUGGUAACAACAAUAUCAUCCCGAUUGCAUUUGCCAUUGUCGAGGGAGAGGCCUCUGAUACUUGGCACUUUUUUCUCAGUAACCUACGUCAACAUGUUGUGACUCGGGAUGGUGUGGGGCUGAUAUCGGACCGACAUGAGUCCAUAAAUGCAACUGUGAAACGUAGUCACGGAGCUUGGUCACCUCCUAGAGCUUUCCACAUAUUUUGCAUCAGUUUCAAGGCACCCUAUCUGCAAAAGCUUGUCGUCAAUAUAGGGUAUUCGCGGACGUAUGCGUUGGCAUUCGAUGGUGGCUACCGAUGGGGUCACAUGACGACUAAUCUAGUGGAGUGCAUCAACUCAGUCUUGAAGGGUGCACGCAAUCUCCUCAUCACUGCACUUGUGAAAGCAACAUUCUACAGACUUAAUGAGUUGUUCACAUGGAAAAGAGCAGAAGCGGGGGCGAGGAUUAAUGCAGGCCAUGUUUUUACGGAGCAUGCGACCUCCAAAAUUCAUGCAAAUCAACUUGCAUCAGGCAACAUUCAGGUUAAUUGCUUUGACAGGCAGAAUGAGGUAUUUGAAGUGCGUGAGAUGCCAAGUGGAGUGGAGUAUGCUGUUGAUCUCCGUGGUCAGAGAUGUGACUGUGGUGAGUUCCAGGUGGACCGGAUUCCUUGCCGGCAUGUGUUUGCAUGUUGUGCAAAUCAAUGA
This is a messenger RNA of Arachis ipaensis, 1986 nucleotides long. RefSeq lists its product as uncharacterized. The record is from RefSeq and is a predicted model, not a curated record. Gene Ontology annotation, molecular function: zinc ion binding. Lineage: Eukaryota; Viridiplantae; Streptophyta; Magnoliopsida; Fabales; Fabaceae.